This is a messenger RNA of Moneuplotes crassus, 2108 nucleotides long. NCBI's taxonomy places the organism in Eukaryota, Ciliophora, Spirotrichea, Euplotida, Euplotidae. The record is from the annotation of a GenBank genome assembly.
GUUUGAAAUACCUAUGAGUAAAGACCAAGAGAACCAGCCUCCUAAGAAUGAAGCUGAAAAACAUGAUGAAAUAGCAGUCCCUCAGGAAUCCAAGAAUGAAGUAGGCCAGGAUGAUAUAGAUGAACCAUCCAAGCCUAAUAUCCAACAAGAUCAGGAAGACAAAUAAAAAUAAUGAAAAUGAAAUCCCUGUUGAAAAUGACAACAAAAUUAAACAUGACCCUCCUACAUACCAUUAUGAGAAGAUUCCUUUAAAACCGAAAAUUGCUAAAGAAAAAUCUAAGCCUAAAGGGAAAGGUAAACCAAUAAUUGCUUCAAGUAUUUAUCAAGCUAAAAAUAAUCCAACUCUUGGUCGUAACAAAGCUAAGUCUAAGAGAAGUGAUAUAAACAAGAGUAACAAAAGUAAUAUCUCUAAAAAGAAAGGGAGCACUGCAUCUAAAGCAUCUAAAACUUCAAAAAAAUCUGAAGCCCAAAAGCAGCCUCCUACUCCUUCUCAAGACCAGCAGCCUGGAGAGAUGCCACAAGAAAAUCAUGAAGAGGAAAGUGAGCGCCAAGAGCAGCUAGAUGAGCCAAAAUCACAAAUAAAUGAAGUUAUGCACAGCACGUUUCUUAACAACAACGAACAAAUUAUUGCAGACCUCGCAAAUCUAGAGAUACACCAAGAAAGACAAAUUUUUAGGAUAAUUUUUGAUACUUUCAAAGCAAACCCAGGAGUAGUAGAGUUUGAUGACCUUACUGUCCUCGGAAAGGCUCUUGGCAAAGAAAAAGAUGAAGUAGAUGAUCUAUGCCACCAGAUUCAUGAUAACUUUGAAGGGUUCCUAGAUUUCAGCCAAUUCUGAGAACUUCUUCCUAACCUAGACCCUUCGUUUAAACCUAAAGAACCUCAGGAACAACUUUCUGAAGGAGGUCUAGAGGAAGAAAAGAAAUUGGAGGAAGUAGUUGUAAACAAGCAAAAUCCUGACUUCGAAAAUAUUGAAAAUGAAGGAAAACAAGAAAUUAAUCAGGAUAUCCCACCUCAAGAAAUUCCUCAACAGCCCGGCUCCGAAAUUGAUAAGAAAGCUGAAGCCAAAAUCCAGAACUUACAGCCUACAGAAUUAGGUGAAUACAAAGAUAAUGCAAUUGUUCCUAGUAACGGGGUUGCCCUCACACCUGACUCUAGAGUGAUUAAGCUGAUUAAGCAGUUAAAUACUUACUUUAGAAAUUGUGAGAAACAGAAAGAAUUUGGAGAAGCAAAAAUUGUUAAGAAAAAGUUAGAAACUUUGAAAAAGAAAGAGCUUAAAAGACAAAAAGAUUACCUGAGAGCUAACCAAGAGAAAGAGUUGAUAUCAAUAGAGAAUAGCCAGAAGAUUCAAUUCUUUGAGUUCUCUCAAGCAUGGGACACCUUCAUGGCUGAUUACGAAUCUACAGCUUAUCUCAGCCUGGAAAAAUUGAAAGAGAGACAUUCUAAAGAAAUGGCAGAGCUUCAGAAAGAUCUUGCUGAUAAACUCAACAAAAACUUAAAAUUCUCCAAAAAGGUAUAUGACCUUAGAAGAAGAGUUGAGGCUCUUAUCAACAUGAGAAAUUACGAAGAAGCUGAUAAGUACAAAAUGUUUCUAAUCAAGUUGGAAAAUGAAGAAAGAGUAAAAAAAAGCAAGGAACUAAGGAAGGACACAUUAAAGAAAGAGAAGAAGCUUAAAAACCUCCAUCAGCAACAAAUGGCAGCUCUACUUAAGAGAAUCCAAAGAGAUAGAAAUGAGCAGCUCAAGCACAGACAAAAGGACUCUCAGAAAUUAAUCCAAAGGAAUAGGAAUAUCUUAGUUGAUUUAUUGAACAAGCAAAGUACUGAAGCCAGAAGAACAAGUCAGUUUGUCCAAUACACCUUAGGAUCAACUGAUGAAGGACCUAAGAAAUAUUACCAAGCAAAGAUUCAUUAUGCUCCUUUUGUGCAUAAGUACAAACAUUGUCAGACCUUAAAUGCUAGUAAGGGUGCUAAGAAAGCGUCUAAGACGACCACGAAUUGGAAUAAGACUCCUAAAGCCAAAGAUACCUUAGAAGAGCCAGGCUCUAUCUCAGGUACAGACCCAGAAGCAGAAGGAGAUGAGGAAGCAAUCAAAUUGCCUUUACUCAAGUAA